AGCUUCAUGGGUCCUGACGACGUGGGAAUGACGUGAGAGGAAGGUUAAUCAGCUGAUUUUGAGCGAUGAAAUAAACCAAAUAAUACGGAUUUAUCUGUGAGAAGACGUCCAAAUCCAACUGACAGCGGAUGGGAUUAUGUUUGGUCUUUGUUGAAAUGCUAUAUUUAGACCAAAAUCAUGGACAAGAUUUUGGAGGGCCUUGUCAGUUCCGAUCACUCUGUUCCAGUAAAGAGAGCCAUAGUAAAGAAGGUUGUAGAGGCGGCAGAGAAAGAGGUGACAGAGGAGCAGUGUCGAGCCCUGUUCACCCUCACCACCCGCCUCAUCUUGCUUGGUGAAGAUGCCUUCCAGAAGCAGAUUGGCCUCCAGGUUCUUGAGGCCUAUGCGCGCUACCACCGGCUGGAGUUUGAGCAUUUCUUUACGAAAGACUUUGCUCUCAGUUUGCUCCAGCAAGGCUAUGGACAGCGGGACCACAGAGACCCAGCUAUAAUAGACUACAUUCACUGCUGCCUGCGCCUUCUCAUCAGCUGUCCCUCUGUGUUGGAGAUUUUCAAUGUGAUUCAAGUGGAGGUUUUGAGGAUGGUGUGUGAACGUCCGGAGUCUAGUCUCUGUGCCCAUCUGUGCACUCUGCUGUCAGACUUCAUGCAGUGCAUCCCAAGGGACAAGUUGGGCAUUUUGUUCUGCCAGCAGCUGGUUCGAACCAUCAGCUGCUUCCAGUGCGUUGCCAGCCAAGAGCGAGAACUGAGGGAGUAUGUGGGGCAGGUGACGAAGGUUAGCACUCUGCUGCAGAACAUCUGGAAGGCUGACCCAACUACUCUGUUGCCCUCGCUGCAGGAAGUCUUUGCUAUCAUCUCCUCCACAGACCCGUCUUUUGAGCCGUCGAUUGCACUGGCCAGUCUGGUCCAGCACAUCCCUGUCCAGAUGAUCACAGUGCUCAUCAAGAGUCUCACCACAGAUCAGAACGUCCGAGACGGAAGCAUGACUAAAGCACUCUGCAGGAUGAUUGACUGGCUGUCUUGGCCUUUGGCCCAACAUGUUGAUACCUGGGUCAUCGCUCUGCUGAAGGGACUGGCUGCAGUUCAGAAGUUCACAAUCCUCAUUGAUGUCACUCUGCUUAAAAUUGAACUGGUUUUCAGUCGUCUGUGGUACCCCAUUGUGAGGCAGGGGGCGCUAGCUGUACUUUCCCACAUGCUGCUGAGUUUCCAGCACUCUCCCGAGGUCUUCCAUUUGGUUGUUCCACAUGUAGUGGAUCUCGUUGAGUCUCUGAAGGUAGACGGUCUCCCCACCAGCAAAUCUAUUUUGUUGCAGUUUACUGAGCUCAUGCACUGCAUGAUGUAUCAGUACUCUGGCUUCCCUGACCUGUAUGACCACAUAUUGGAAGCCAUCAAGGAUCUCCCAAAACCUUCAGAAGAGAAGAUUAAGUUGGUGUUGAAUCAAAGUGCCUGGACAUCUCAGUCUAAUUCAUUUGCUUCCGGUGUUUUGAGGCAAGCUGGGAAGUCUGAGACAGGCAAGACUGGUCUGAUCAACCUUGGGAACACCUGUUUCAUGAACAGCAUAAUCCAGACCCUCUUCAUGGCCACAGAUUUUAGGAGGCAUGUUUUAGCCUUACAUCUAAAUGCCUCCAACAUGCUAAUGAAGAAGCUUCAGCUCCUCUUUGCUUUUCUCGCUCACACACAGAGGGCAGCAUACGCACCCAGGACCUUCUUGGAAGUGUCUCGUCCUCCCUGGUUCAAUAUGGGCUCACAGCAGGAUUGUUCUGAGUAUCUCAGAUUUAUUUUAGACAGGUUGCACGAAGAGGAGAAAACGUUUCAGGUUCUAGAAUCUGCUAAGCCAAGAGUUAUCCCUUUGGUUGACACAAGCAGCAAAGACGCAACGUGUCCGACUUUUUCCAAGGAACACCAGGAGUCAUGUUUGGUUCAAGGAGAAUCUGUACCUGUUGAUGAUCAAAGGACUUUAAUAGAAAGGAUGUUUGGUGGAAAACUGAUCACGGGCAUUCGCUGCAUGCAGUGCAACUGCAUCUCUGAGAAAGAAGAGCCUUUUACAGACUUAUCUUUGGCCUUUUGUCCGUCUGCCUCCUCUCAGAACAGUCCUAAAUCUCAGGGGCCCUCAGAGGAGCCCAAGGUUCUUUGUCAAGGAUCUGUCAAUGGUGGCAGCGAAGCUCCUGAGCCAGGCUCGGCCAGCUCUCUUGCUACUAAUGUUCAAUAUGAGCCGGUGACAAAUGAGCCUCCCCUCUCUGUGCCUGACCUGGUGAACUAUUUUCUGGCUCCAGAGAUCCUCGAUGAAGACAAUGCGUACUUCUGUGAGAAGUGUGGCUCCCUUCAGAGGGCAGAGAGGACCCUGAAAGUGGUUUCUUCACCCGAGUACUUAAUCCUCACACUGCUGCGAUUCUCUUAUGAUGCCAAAUGCCAUGUCCGUAGGAAGAUUCUAGACAACGUCAUCAUCCCACCAGCCUUGAGACUUCCUGUUCAUGCCCCUUAUACGCCUGUGCCGUGGUCCUCCGCUUCCUCCUCCCCUUUGCAAGUCGAUUCUCCCGAAAGCAGCGAGAAUCUGGCCAAGAAACUGAAACCGUCGCAGGGUGACGAGGAGGAAGAUGGGAGGGUGAGGCUGAACGAGGCAGAGGAGAGAAACUUAGCCGGAGAGAUGCAGGUUCAGUCGGUGCCCUAUUUGCUCAGCUCAGUGGUGGUGCAUUCUGGGAUAUCAUCAGAGAGUGGCCACUACUACUCGUACGGUCGCAACGUCAGCGGAGCAGAUGGAGCACAGCAUCCAGCCAGUCACUCCCCAGUCAGAGAGGACCUAGCCACCUGUAGCCUCUGCACACCUGAGCAAAGUGACACACAAACCUCUAGUGGCCAGGAGGCAAGAGAGUGGCUGCUGUUCAACGACAGCAGGGUGACGUUCACGUCUUUGCAGUCAGCGCAGAACAUUACCAAACGCUUCCCCAAGGACACAGCUUACGUGCUCAUGUACAGGAAGCAGGAUCAGAAUGUGAACGGUGGUGUGGCAAAUGGGACGAGAAUUAGUGCUGAGCCACCUCUGCAAAAAGAACUACUGGAUGCUAUUAUCAAAGACAACAAGCUGUACUUACAGGAGCAGGAGCUCAACGCUCGCACCCAGGCUCUUCAGGCCUCUUCUUCGUCAUGCUCAUUCAGGCCCAACGGUUCAGAUGACAACAACCCACCCGGGAGCUGCGGCCCAUCUGGUGGAGGUGGAGGGGGAGGGGGCUUUAACACCAUUAGUAGACUGGUGUUCUGAAAGGAGAGUGGGCCAAAAAAAUUGGAUAAACCCAGAUGAACUGAGGUUGACUGAUGAUGUGGAAAGCUGAACUGUUGUAUAGCAAUUAACUUUGGGGGGGGGGGUGGGGGGAGCACUGACAUGAUUGAAAAAAAAUACAGUGAGUAUCAGCCUACAGGAUUUGAUCCUUGAUUUGAUUUGAUUUCUUUAAAAACCUGUAAGGUUUUCUUGUUUUUCAACUCCUUUUGUCAUUUUCUGGUCAUUUGUUUUUGUUUUGUUUUUUUUUGUGUGAUUUCCGCUACACAAAGCACCCACCGACUUGACACACAGGUGGCUAAUACUCUUUAAUGUAAAUAUAUUCUUCUCUUUGAAUGAGAAAAAUACAUUAAACACCUGUGUAAUUUCACUUAAAAAAUGUUCAUAUAAACUAUUCUGUAUAUUUGGUUUUGUCUGAAGCGCUCAGCAGAAAGUUUCUAAUAUUGCCUCAAACACACACACACACGCAAAACUGUGUGUGGUUUAAGAUUUAGAAAGAUUUUAUCUUUAUCAACCUUAACUUUGCUGUGUUUCUGAACACACUAAGCGAUCAAACGUUUUUUACUCCUAUGAUUUGCAUGCAGCUUUGCUAUAAGCUGUGGAGUUACGUUUUUCAGAAUAUUUGAAUCUCCUUGGUGUUCACUCUAUUGUUUUAAAGGUUCCACAUGUGUAUUUAUGACCUGAAAUGGGAUUUCUGUAUGAUUACAAAUAAAAGAAACGUUAAUCGGUAAUAAAAGCCAUGUAUGGGAUUUUUUUUUCUACAGAGAUCAGAGUUUGUUUCAACCAAAGCAGACGAGCAGCGGACUACUUCUGACUUGAUUUUUUUUAUUUUCAGAAAGACUCCUGCAUUAAAUGAUUGGAUAUGCUUUUUGAUAUUCAGUGCAAAGGGGUUUGUUUCACUUUUCACCUAAGUUGCUUUGUGCAUUUAUAAACACGUUUUUCUCUGGUAAGAACAGUUGUGUUGAAUUACACUGAUGUGUUGGUAAAGAGAUCGUUAGAGAUACAUACAGUAUUUAAAUGUGUUUUUAAAAAAAUUCCACAAAUUUACAAUGAGGAAAAAAAAAAGAUAGAUGUGAUUUAUUUGAACUUUUAUUUUUUAAAUUGAUCCAAAUACCUAAUAAUUUCUUGUAAGUGUACCCAUGUGUUUUAAGAGUUUCGGCAUCUUCAAAAUGAUCAUUUAAAAAAAAAUGUCUUAAAUGUGGUGCCAACAAAGUUUUCUGAAACUUUCUAGUUUGGACCUUUUGUUUUUAAACCCAUCCUGUACUUGAAUGCUUUCUUUUACGAUCUAAAUGCAAAUCGUGUUUUGCAAAGAUGAAUCCAAUGGCAAAUUGACUUUUUUGCUAUACAAUUAAAAAUAUUGUACUUUAACAAAAUAUUUUUACACAGCCUGAUGUUUUCUUAAGAAUAAUCCUGCAAGCUUGGCACUAAUCCACAUACUCCUUUAAAAAAAAAAAUUCUUCCUCCCUUUUUUAAUUUUAUUUUUUAACACGUUCAGCCUUUAGCCUUUAGCAUGUUUCAUUAGAACAAAAUUUUGGACCCCAACUGGGACACAGAGUUUUUUUUUUAAAGAUGUAAUUACUGUAUUUUUUAGUGUUUUUGUUUCGUUUUUGUUGAAAUGUAAACCUGAGGUUUCUGCAGAAAUACAUUAAAGCAGGAUUUCCGUGUA
Messenger RNA from Austrofundulus limnaeus, 4930 nucleotides. It is a transcript of the gene usp38, whose product is annotated as ubiquitin specific peptidase 38. The transcript is spliced from 11 exons. NCBI's taxonomy places the organism in Eukaryota, Metazoa, Chordata, Actinopteri, Cyprinodontiformes, Rivulidae. The record is from RefSeq and is a predicted model, not a curated record. Gene Ontology annotation, molecular function: cysteine-type deubiquitinase activity. The coding region runs from base 178 to 3249 and encodes 1023 amino acids. Gene Ontology annotation, cellular component: cytosol; nucleus. Gene Ontology annotation, biological process: protein deubiquitination; ubiquitin-dependent protein catabolic process.